Molecule: messenger RNA, 1268 nt
Organism: Closterium sp. NIES-67
Lineage: Eukaryota; Viridiplantae; Streptophyta; Zygnematophyceae; Desmidiales; Closteriaceae
Source: the annotation of a GenBank genome assembly
AGCAAGAGCGCGAAAGCUAUGAAGAUUCAAAGUUCAUGAGCUUGCGUUACAAUUGCGGCGGUUACAAAGUGAAGUUGUGGGGUGACUCUAUAUGGAGUUGGGACCUUUGGGGUUGGGGAAAUUCGUCACUCUACUGUAACAGCUGCAAAUUGGUUGGGAACAACCAAGCUAGGUUGGCAAGGGUGGCCAACUUGGAUGGAUUGGUUGGGAAGGGGCAAAGGAGAUGUUCGAGCACAUCAAGGAUCUUGUGGAAGCGGAUGAUUCGGGUCCAAGGGCGUGGAAACUACUACGCGAUGUGAUUCAGCCUAACACUCUCCCAAUGGUGAUCGUGCUCGAGAAGGAACUUGCUGCCAUCUCCAUGCGACCAGGGGACGAUGUGAAGCCGGUCCUUGACAAGAUCAAGGACACCUAUGCAAGGAUGGCAGCAGCGGGCAGCAGUGUAUCUCACCUGCAGCAGUGCACCAAGAUCAUCUCGCAGAAUGGCGUGGCUGAGAGGUUCAACAGGACCCUGCAGGGGGGGGCACGCACUCUCCUUGGGCGUGCAGGGCUGCCUGAUCCGUUUUGGGUGUCUGCACUGAGGCAGGUCGCCCUUGUGAAGAACAGGGUGCUGGCUACAGUUGGGGAUAAGGAGUGGAUCCCAUAUACCAAGUGGUAUGGGAGUGCUCCAGCUGCCUUGAAUGGACCAAAUGGGGAGAAGUGGAAGGCGAGUGAGGAUGAGGAGUUCGGGUCCCUGAUUGAGAACGAGACAUGGGACCUGUGUGACUUGCCUCCUGGGAAGAAGGCAAUCACUUCCAAGAUGAUCUACAAGCACAAUGGAGUGAGGCAGCGGUUGCAGAGAGGUGCUGCAGAUGUGAAGAGUGGAGAGAUGCUCUUGAGUUGCUAUACUGACGCUAGCUUCAACUCAGUGAAAGCGGAUGGCACCAGCAUUAGGGGUUAUGUGUGCUUGCUGGGAGGUGGUGCUGUGAGCUGGCGCAGCAAGAAGCAGAAUGAGGUGGGAUUGUCUUCAUGUGAGACUGAGCCUAAGUGGCAUUGGGUGAGGAGACUCCAUGAUAAGGAGGUGCGGCUGGAGAUAGUGAAGACCCAUCAGCAGGCAGCAGAUAUUUUCACUAAGCGUCUGGCGGAGGCGGGUCAUUGGAAGGGCAUGAAGCUUGCUGGGAUGAGUGUGCAUUGAGUAUGCAUGCUUGAGAUAUUGGUAUGGUGGAUGAUGGUUGGCAGCCAGAGGGGGAGAUUGUUGUGUGAUGUCAUCAUAUGCUAUCACAUUCUGUCUG